GUCAGGACCGGUUAGAUAUCAGCAGUCCAAAGUACACUUUGGUUUCAUGACUCUCAUAUUUGAUGACAAUUCUAAAAUUAAGCAGCUAUUCUUAUAAUUCUUGGCUGCACCGAUUAUAAUAAACCACACCCAAAUCACUUAAAAACUAAAUACAAAAUAAUUGUUUGGUGUGAGUGACAUAGUUUAAAGUUAAGACAAUAAGUAAUAUAAUGAAAAAAUAUCUUCGAACAACCAACUUCUCAAUCUUUAAGUUUUAUACAAAGCCUUGAAGUAGUUACAGUAGCUAGAAAAAUAUUUUGUACUACAAAAGAAAAAAAUUACAUCUAUUAUUAUUUAAACUGAAGGUAGAAACUAAGAAUGAGUGAUGUACUAUUUGGUGGAAUUGAAGGAGGUGCUUCAGUUUCCACUGUUGUUAUCACUAAUGGAAAAGGAGAUAUUUUGGCAGAAAUUUUAGGAGAAGGCACUAAUCCUUGGACAUUAGGAAUUAAAUCUUGUUUGUCGCGUGUGAAUGAUUUAAUCAAAGAAGCAAUAAAAAAAGCAAAUCUGGAUGUCAAUACUAAAUUAAACGGGUUGGGUUUGUGUUUAAGUGGCUGUGAAGAUGUAAUAUUUUGUGAACAAAUUGAAACUGAUUUAAAAAAACUUUAUCCUCAAUUAGCCGAAAUUAUAAGUGUUGCUAGUGAUACAUUAGCUCCAAUCGCACUUGCUUGUCAAUCAGGAGGAGCAGUUAUUAUAUCUGGAACAGGUUCUAAUGGAUUUUUAUUGAAUCCUGAUUUCACUACAAAAAGAUGUGGAGGCAAUGGUCAUCUACUUGGAGAUGAAGGAAGUGCAUAUUGGAUUGCACACAAAAGUAUAAAAAUUUGUUUAGAUCAUAUAGAAGAAUAUAGUUUUGCACCAAAUAAUUAUUCAAUUGAUAGAGUAUGGGAAUCAAUUAAAAGUUAUUUGCAAAUAGAAGCAGUAGUUGAUCUUAUUAGUGUAUUUUAUGGAGAAAAAAAAUCAAAAUCAAAAAUAGCUGGUUUGUGUAAAAUUAUUGCAGACUUGGCUAUUAAAGGUGAUAAAUUAAGUAUAUGGAUUUUUAAUGAAGCUGGUAAAGAGUUAGCUAAAUUAUUACAAGCAAUUUAUCCUAGUGCUCAUAAAAUGUUACAUAAUGAAAAUGGAGGAUUACAUGUAGUUUGUGUUGGUUCUGUGUGGAAAAGUUGGGAUUUGCUCAAAAAUGGUUUUAUUGAACAACUUCAAAGCAAUUCAGAUAAAAAAAUUGUAAAAGAAUUUACUUUAAUUUUACUAAAUAAAACUGUAGCUUUAGGUGGUAUAUACCUAAUUGCAAAGAAAUUAAACUAUGAUUUUCCAUUUGAUUAUGAACAUAAUUAUAAAACAUUAUUUCAUUAUGUGCAUGAUGAAAAAUUAAAAUAGUUAACUUUAUUUUGCGUAAUUUGAGCUUAAUUUAUUCCAUGUUGUAAACUAAAAUAUUUAUAUUUUUGUAUCGAGUACUAUUAUUCUUUAAUUAUUUAUUGAACUAAUGUAUAUUUAUAUUAUAUUAUUAGUACUAUAUUAUAUUGUUAGUAUUUAUAUUAUAAUGAUUUAUCAUUUCAUAAAAUAUAUAA
This is a messenger RNA of Daktulosphaira vitifoliae (grape phylloxera), 1598 nucleotides long. Its product is annotated as N-acetyl-D-glucosamine kinase-like. The transcript has 9 exons. The coding region runs from base 358 to 1407 and encodes 349 amino acids. The record is from RefSeq and is a predicted model, not a curated record. Gene Ontology annotation, molecular function: N-acetylglucosamine kinase activity. Lineage: Eukaryota; Metazoa; Arthropoda; Insecta; Hemiptera; Phylloxeridae.